UCCAGAACGGACGGCGCGAGCGCCCCAGCCCUAGACACAUCGCUCAGCUGCCAGCCACAGUAAACUAAAACCUCUGAAUCGUAUCGCAUCGUGCCACCAUGGAGGCGGCUGCUCUGUCCGCGACUAUGGGCUCCCGGCGCGGCGGCCUCUUCGCCGCCGCCGCCGCUCCCGUUCCAGCUCCUUCUCACCGGAGAGCGGCCGCGCCGCGCUCGUCGCCCGGGCCGCCUCAGCGGCGGCGGCUCCGCGCGCUGCCGGCGGAGCUGACCGAGAUCCUGGCCCCGAAGCUGGUGCCCGGCUCGCCCGCCGCCACCGGCGACGUCUCCUCCCUCAUCCCCAUCAGCGCUGUGAUGCUGCUCUUCUACUUCGUGUCCAACUGGGUGUUCCCCGCGGUGAUCAUGAAGGGGAUGAAUCCCGACGCCCAAGACGGAACCGCCGGCGCCGCUGACGAAGAAGAAGAAGAAGGAACAUCCAUGGCGGCGGCUGCGGGGCAGUCGGACGGUAAGGUCCGGCUCAAGGUCAAGAGGAGGAAGAGGAAAAAAACGGCAGCUACGACUACCACCAAAUCGUAGUACUCACUCAGCGUGGUCCGUGGAAAGGCCCUUCAGAAAUUCAGACUCUUGUCUUGUUUUUUUUGUCCGACAGUGUUACCAAAGAUCAGAAUGGAGUGAUAAUCAGAAAAACUCUGGCAUGUGUCUAUUUGGUCGGAGUAGACCCAAUAGGAAUCCACUAUUGAUUGUAUCCUUUAGUAAAGAGGAUUCCUUAAUUAUACACUGUGUCCAUAGUUCUUUAAGAAAGCAUGUAUUUGGGAUGAACUACCACAAACUCCUUAAUUAAAUAACUGUGUCCACAGUUCUUCUCGAA
Molecule: messenger RNA, 861 nt
Organism: Brachypodium distachyon (stiff brome)
Lineage: Eukaryota; Viridiplantae; Streptophyta; Magnoliopsida; Poales; Poaceae
Exons: 2
Coding region: 99-569 (156 amino acids)
Source: RefSeq, a predicted model, not a curated record